AUGGCGGGAGAAGUGGAUGGAUUUGGAGCCAAACCCGUACGUCACUCAAUCACUGUUGCGUCUGCAAAGGCUCUGCGCUUUGGCUACGUGGUUGAACUCGCAUCGAUAGCAACCAGGGAUCCGUAUCACACUCAUGUGAGGGAUAUUUCCAGCGCCGACCACCAGUGGCCACACUUACGUUGGCUAGCCGAUUUUAUGAACAUCGGCACAGUCACAGCACGGUGGCAGGAGAAAGCUGCCGAAAACGAGUCUGGUUCGAUAGCGGAACGAAUGUUGCGCACCAACGUAUGCUUGCUCGAAUAUUGUAGGGACCAAAAGCCGCCCCAGUGCACAUUAUAUAAGACCCGAGACAGCCUCAAAGCGGGCUUGGCUGGCUUGAAGCCUGACCAGAUUCUUACACUCCAUCUCUUCGUUGUAGAGGACCUCUCGCGAACCGUCAUUGAAGCACUUGGUUACAAGUUUGGUGUAGAACCUGACUUCUUCCGCGAGCAUCUAUACGCCUAUGCCUGGAAUAAUCCACGCGAUCCCUGGAAAGACGCCGCAACCCUCGAGGUUGACCUUGAAUAG
Molecule: messenger RNA, 567 nt
Organism: Verticillium alfalfae VaMs.102
Lineage: Eukaryota; Fungi; Ascomycota; Sordariomycetes; Glomerellales; Plectosphaerellaceae
Exons: 1
Coding region: 1-567 (188 amino acids)
Source: RefSeq, a predicted model, not a curated record